Messenger RNA from Haemonchus placei, 1317 nucleotides. NCBI's taxonomy places the organism in Eukaryota, Metazoa, Nematoda, Chromadorea, Rhabditida, Trichostrongylidae. The record is from the annotation of a GenBank genome assembly.
AACGAAUACAUUGGGAAUAAGGAGGCCGCUAUUGAAAAUCAAGGCGAAUCAUUGUUUGAUUCGAAGAAAACUGGUGGGGAAAAGCGAAAGAGACAAGCCAAUUUCGAUCCCUCCGACGUUGAAGGAUAUACGGGUCCUUGGGCUAAAUAUUGUGAUGAGAAAACGAUAGCCAAACCAGACCCUGAACUACAAAAAGAAAUGGACGAAAUCGUAAGAAAGCGACAAGCCAACAGCCGUCGGUUUAAACGAAAGCAACAACAACAACAGGGUGAUAACGCUGAGGAGUCCUCUGUAUUGCAUUUGAAAGAAGCCCAAGAUUAUCAAGGACGUUCGUUCCUUGUGCCCCCUGCAUUUACUGGUGUUAACUUGCGAGCAGAUGCCACCCCAGAAAAAUGCUUUAUUCCUAAAAAGCAAAUUCAUGUCUACAAAGGACACACCAAAGGAGUCAACUGUAUUCAGUGGUUCCCAAAAAGUGCUCAUCUCUUCCUGUCCUGCUCCAUGGAUACUAAGAUCAAACUCUGGGAAGUUUAUGGAAAACACCAAGUUGUUCGCACUUAUUCUGGCCACAAACUUCCUGUGCGAGAGGUUGCAUUCAACAAUGAAGGGACAGAGUUCUUGUCCGCGAGUUUCGAUAGAUAUAUCAAGUUAUGGGACACGGAAACAGGCCAGGUUAAGCAGCGCUUCCACACGGGUCAUAUUCCGUUUUGCGUUAAAUUCCAUCCAGAUGAUGACAAAAAUCAUAUGUUCCUUUCUGGGAUGCAGAACAAGAAAAUUGUCCAGUGGGAUACACGAACGGGAGAGAUUGUACAGGAAUACGAUCGCCAUCUAGGCGCUGUGAAUUCCAUUACGUUUUUCGAUAAAAAUCGACGAUUUGCUUCUACGUCUGACGAUAAAUCGAUAAGAAUAUGGGAAUGGGAAAUUCCCGUCGACACUAAACUCAUUCAGAAUGUAGGCUUGCACUCUAUACCCACAAUGAAUAAGAGCCCUAAUGAAAAAUGGGUGGUUGGUCAAUCAAUGGACAAUCGAAUUGUGUUGUUCCAACUUAUUGACGAUAAACUGCGAUUUGCGAAGAAAAAAGCCUUCAGAGGACACAACUCGGCAGGCUAUGCCUGUGUUACUGAUUUCAGCCCUGAUAUGAGCUACCUAAUUAGCGGAGAUGCUGAUGGUAAGCUUUUCAUUUGGGACUGGCGGACACAUAAGAUUGUGGCCAGAUGGAAAGCUCAUGACAGCACUUGCAUUUCGGCCCGAUGGCAUCCGAAGGAGAAGAGUAAAAUUCUGACAGCAGGAUGGGAUACAGUGAUUAAAAUGUGGGCAUGA